AUGGGUCUCCCAGAGCUGGAAGAGAGGAAGCCCUCCGACAUCACCGUCUUUGCCGGCGGCUGCACCUUACACGGGAUCAAUCACAUCUUCCUGCCUGGGGGAGUUACCCUGCGGAGGUUGCUGUGGGCUGGCUCCUUCCUCCUGUCCCUCGCCCUGUUCCUGUAUCAGGUGGCUGACCGGGUGGAUUAUUUUAUCCAGUACCAUCAUGUUACCACCCUGGACGAGAUGGAUAGCUCCAGCAUGACCUUCCCGGCCGUCACCUUGUGUAACCAGAACAGCUUCCGUAAAUCCCGCAUCACCAGGAACGAUGUGUACUGGCUCGGGGGGCUGCUGGGGGUGAAAGAACGUGACUUCCCCAGUUUCCUGGAGGCUAUCGGGCGGAACUCGGACCUGUCCGGCUUCAGCCCCACCAAGACCUACGACAUGACUGAGGUGUUCGGCAGGGCGGGACACGACAUCGCCGAGAUGCUGUUGGAGUGUCGCUAUCGGAGCAGCGAGUGUGAGGCUGACGAUUUCACCCUCAUUUUCACUCGUUAUGGGAAAUGUUACACCUUCAACUCCGGGAAAGACGGGAAACCUCUGCUGACGACAAUGAAAGGUGGCACAGGGAACGGGCUGGAGGUGAUGCUGGACAUCCAGCAGGAUGAGUACCUGCCCGUGUGGGACAAGACAGAAGAAACUUCCUUUGAAGCUGGUUUGAAGAUUCAGAUCCACACGCAGGAUGAGCCUCCGUAUAUUCACGAGUUGGGGUUUGGGGUUGCUCCAGGUUUUCAGACUUUUGUGUCCACACAGGAACAGCGGAUCAUGUAUCUUCCUCCACCCUGGGGUGACUGCCGGAUGUCGAACAUAAACUCCGGCUUCUUCAGCACCUACAGUAUCACAGCAUGCAGGAUCGACUGUGAGACACGGUACCUUGUGGAGAAUUGCAACUGUCGCAUGGUGCACAUGCCAGGGAACGCUGAUGUCUGCACACCAGAACAAUACAAGGACUGUGCUGACCCAGCCUUGGAGUUUCUUGUGGAGCAGGACAGUAGUUACUGUAUGUGUGAAACUCCCUGUAACGUUACCCGAUUCGGGAAGGAGAUUUCCAUGGUGAAGAUUCCCAGCAAAGCCUCUGCAAAAUUCCUCGCCAAAAAAUUUAAUAGAACGGAGCAAUACAUAAUGGACAACAUUCUGGUUUUGGACAUUUUUUUUGAGGCUCUGAACUACGAGACCAUUGAGCAGAAGAAAGCCUACGAGGUAGCAGGAUUACUCGGUGAUAUUGGAGGUCAGAUGGGCUUGUUCAUUGGAGCCAGUAUUUUAACCAUCUUGGAAAUUUUUGAUUACUUGUACGAGGUUUUUAAAGACAAGAUGUCCAAUUUUGUAAAACGCAAGAAAAGGCCUAAGAGAAGCCACAGUGACAAUCUGAGUACCUGCGACACACUGAGGAGCCACUCAGACAGCAUGGCCUUCACCCCCAACAUGCUGCCUCGGCACCCCACCCUGGGCAACUUCGAAGAGUUUGCCUGCUGA
This is a messenger RNA of Carcharodon carcharias (great white shark), 1512 nucleotides long. RefSeq names its product acid-sensing (proton-gated) ion channel 1c (gene asic1c). Bases 1 to 1512 code for a protein of 503 amino acids. Gene Ontology annotation, biological process: sodium ion transmembrane transport. Gene Ontology annotation, cellular component: membrane. NCBI's taxonomy places the organism in Eukaryota, Metazoa, Chordata, Chondrichthyes, Lamniformes, Lamnidae. The transcript is spliced from 10 exons. The record is from RefSeq and is a predicted model, not a curated record.